Molecule: messenger RNA, 1873 nt
Organism: Chironomus riparius
Lineage: Eukaryota; Metazoa; Arthropoda; Insecta; Diptera; Chironomidae
Source: the annotation of a GenBank genome assembly
AUGUCGAGUUUGUCAAACACUUUUGUCGCUUUGAGUGAAAGAGUAUUUAAAGAAGGAUUAGAGGAUGAUGUUGUCGAUCGUACAAUUUUAAUAUGGUAUAUGCGUGAUUUAUAUAAUGCAAAAGACAGGAAGACAUUUAGAAUUAAUGUCGAAUACGAUCAUGUCUACAAGCUUGUAUGGAGUCCCGACUCAAAGGCCAUUUUAGGAUUUAAAGCAACGGAUAACAGCAUUGAAGUUUAUCGACUUGAGCGUAAGGACGGCAGUUUUACAAGUUAUGGUAGGAGUAUCACAUUUCCUCGAGCACAUGAGAACGACGACGUAAUUAGCUUAGAUAUCGCCUGUAAUGGAAGAUUUAUAAUGUCAGCAAGCAAUAAAACUGAACUAAUUAUAUGGGAUAUACGAGGAAAUGUUUUGGAACAGUUGAAUACUUUCACAAUGUCUAAUUAUUGUGCCAAAAUAUCGCCAUGUGGAAGAUUCGUUGAAGUGUCAGGCUACGCACCUGAUGUCAAGUUUUGGGAGGUGAAAUUCGGAAAGACUGGAAACUACGAAAAGACUGUCAAAGCAUUUGAUUUAAUUGGACAUAAUGCUGGCGUUUGGGAUUUUGCAUUUGAUCAGGAUGCUUCUCAUUGUGUUACGGUGUGUAAGGAUGGAUAUUGGAGAUUGUUUGAUAUUAAUAUCGAUUAUGCCCGAGGAGAAUCCCCACGAUGUCUUUUAACGGGAGAAUAUGAAAGUAAAGCUGUUUCACCUCUCAUUGCCUUAUCAAAUUCAGCACAUGUCAUCGUCAUCGGCUGUGGAAAUAACAUUCAAUUCUUCUCUGGAUUGAAUGGAAAUCUUGAUAAUACAAUUGAGAAUGUUUUUUAUGAUCAUAUAAUGUCGAUUGCAUUUGACUCAUUAGGCCUUCAAUUGUAUGUUGCUGGAGAUCGUCAAGUUAGAGUCUUUCACAAUAUUACGGGCUAUAAAGUUGGAAUUGAGGUUGCAAAGGAAAAAUUGAAGGACAAGAAAACUACUGCAGCGACUAGGGAACGAUUGGAGAGUCAAGUUGUGGAGUAUGAGAACUUUAUUGCUGAGAAUGCUGAAUAAUUUCCACUAAAUUUUAUUUUACUUAAUCAUUUUUUUUCGAGCUAGAGUCAGAGUUGUGAAUUUAAUCGUGUAUUUAAUCGAUGCAUUUUUUAAGUGACUUUAAGUUUAAGUUUUUUUUUGCUUAAUUGAGCUUCCGAUGUUAAUUUCGUUUCAAUAAUCUUGAGUUUAAAUUUAUGGAACUGGAUAGGGAUCCUUUAUAUGCAAUAUAAUAGUCGUAAUGUCGUGAUGUUACGACGAAUGUUAUAUUAGUGUUGUCUAAUCUUUCUACGCAAACUCGCACCUUGUUGUAAGGCUUUCAUAAGGUCAUAAGGUGAUCGGUUCGUGGUAUUUUCAAAAAGAUUCUAUGGCACACAAGUGUGGGAAUCGUACACACGUCCUCCAAAAGAGGAUUUCAAUUCAAUCUGUUGGCUAGCCAGUCGCGCCACAGAGGUCUUACUUUUACACUGGCAGAUUCUUCUAUAUAUGGAUCGAUACCCCAGAUUCCACUUUGCUAAGACACGACAAAUAGUGCAAUUAAAAACACGUAAUAAAAAUUUUAUUUUACCAAAACAAACUUUAAGGAAUUAAUUUUUUUUGAGGCAGGAUUUUGGACCUUUAGCUACGUUCCUGAUUAAAGUGUCAACAAUAGAGUGUCAAAAAUUAAAUAAACUGUAUUAAGAUCAGGAUCAUUAUUUUGGAAUUUUUAAUAAUAAUUCAAAUUAAACGAAUGCUUUUAAUUUGACUCAGCACAAUCGCUCCACUGCUUCCCUAAAUUCACAACCCUGACCAUUAAUUCAUAGCUCAUUAUUUUCUU